Messenger RNA from Schizosaccharomyces osmophilus, 3231 nucleotides. RefSeq names its product Smc5-6 complex SMC P-loop ATPase subunit Smc5 (gene smc5). The transcript is spliced from 3 exons. The record is from RefSeq and is a predicted model, not a curated record. Gene Ontology annotation, biological process: double-strand break repair via homologous recombination. Bases 1 to 3231 code for a protein of 1076 amino acids. Gene Ontology annotation, molecular function: ATP binding; ATP hydrolysis activity. NCBI's taxonomy places the organism in Eukaryota, Fungi, Ascomycota, Schizosaccharomycetes, Schizosaccharomycetales, Schizosaccharomycetaceae. Gene Ontology annotation, cellular component: Smc5-Smc6 complex.
AUGGAGGGCCAUAGGCCUGAAAAACGAAGGAGAAACAAUCCGGAUUACUCAAAAUAUGCAUAUGGAAGCAUCGUGCGGGUGAAACUCAUCAAUUUUGUCACAUAUGAAUAUUGUGAGUUUUUUCCCGGUCCAUACUUAAACAUGGUUAUUGGUCCUAAUGGCACUGGUAAAAGUACUGUUGUAUCAGCCAUUUGUUUGGGCCUAGGAUGGCCUCCAAAGUUACUUGGAAGGGCUAAAGAAGCUAGGGAGUACAUUAAGUAUGGAAAAAACAGCGCUACAAUUGAAUUGGAACUGAAACUUAAAAACGACAAAACGGUCAUUAUAACGCGCGUAUUCAGCCAAGACAAGUCAAGUUCAUUCUCUAUAAAUAAGGAAGCUUGCUCAUCUUCAGCGAUUUCCCAUUUGAUGGAAAAAUUCAAUAUUCAAUUAAAUAAUCUCUGCCAUUUUCUGCCACAAGAUAGAGUUGCCGAAUUUGCACAGUUGGAUCCAUUUACUAGACUUAUUGAAACAGAAAGAGCUAUCGAUUACGACGGAUUGUUGCUUGACCAUGAGAAACUGAUUGAUUUACGAAGAGAGGAAAAGGAUGCUAUGCAAUACAAAGAUCAGGGUCAGAACACUUUAAGCUCAAUCAAAGAAAGGCAGCAAGCUCUUGAAAAGGAAGUAAAGAUUUUUAAAGAUCGUGAAAAAAUUCAGUCUUAUCUUGGUAUGCUAGCCGUAGCGAAAGACCUUGUAGUAUACCGAGAGAAAACGGUAAUUUAUAACCAGUUAAGGGAUAACAAGAAGGAAAUUAAAGAGCAAUUGAAGCAAUUUAUUGAAGAAUCUCGUCCAAUUCUGAGUUUGACAGACCAAUUUCAAUCGGACUUACAAGAUAAAGAAGAGGCUUUCAAUCAACUAUCAUCUUCGUUGACUGGAUUCAAGCAUCAUGCAGAAAGGGAAAAGUUAUCCGUGUCCAAGUAUAUGGAAAAUGAAAAACGAAUUUACGAGAAAAUAAAUUCAAAUCGUGCGCUUUUGAAAGCCAGCCAGUCGGCAGUUCAAGAAGCCCAACAGGCCCUUGAUGGACUGCUGGGAAUAAUGGGCCCAAAGCCAUCGGAUCAAAACUUUGAGGUUAUCCAUCAAAACAUGCAAGAACUCAAUUCGGAAAAAUUGCGUUACGAGAAUGAAAAAUUGGAGAGCUCACACGCACUUGGUAGCAUACGUACCUCUAAAGCACAAAAGCUUCUUGACAUUGAUAAUAUUCGACGUGAACUUAAUGCAUAUAAUGAUCUUACACGGAGAAAGUUGAAGUAUAUAGCAACGACGCCUGGUUGGGAAGAUGCUUUUCAUACUUAUCAGAUCUUAAAGGAAAACGAAUCAACCUUUGUUGAAGCUGCAUAUGGGCCUAUCUACAUGCAUUUGGAAUGCAAAGACAAGAAAGUUGCUCCUUUAAUCGAAGGUUUUUUCCGAGCCGACACGUUUCGAACAUUCGUUAUGUCCAAUUAUACUGACUAUUUGAAGUUGAUGGAUCACAUUACUUCCAAAACGAGAUACACCCCUACAGUACGAGAAUUUUCUAGUGAACGGAACAAGAAACUGGAUGAUUUUCAGUGUAUGUGUUCUCGUGAAAAGCUUAAAUCAUUUGGAUUCGAUGGUUAUUUAUUAGAUUAUUUGGAGGGACCAGAAGUUGUCUUGGUAGCCUUAUGUCAUAUGCUGAAAAUUCACCAAAUUCCUGUUGCAGAAAAGGAAUUAUCUCCAACUUGUGUUAAUGCGCUAAACAACUAUCGCCUACCAAAUGGUGACCCUGUGUUUAGAACGUAUCUUGCAGGUUCUUCAAUUCACCUGGUUUUUCGUUCCCCUUAUGGUAAUAGAGAAUUGACUCAAAGAACGGAUCCGCUUCCUUCUAAUAGCGUUUACUUCUCUGAAAGCGUUGAGCCAUCAUUAGUAAAAGAAAAGGAAGAGCAACUUAGUUCCCAGACAUCUGGACUAGAUGAGUUGCAAGCUAAUGAAAGUAGAUUGCAGAAUAAAGUCGGCGAAUGUGACGCGUUGAUUUCUGAAGCAAAUGAAAAAAUUGGAGACUUACGUAAAGAAAGAGAUGAAAAGUUGGCUCCUCUACGAGAAUGGCAAAACUUGAAUGACAAAGUAAACCAUCAGCGUUUGGUUUUCGACCAGCGGAAAAAAAUCCCAAGUCAAUAUGAAAGAGAGUUGGAAAGUAGUAAGGAAUUGCGCAAAGAGAAUUGUAUAGCCCUUAUGGAUUCUAUCACGAAAAUGAAGGAUUGGAAUACAAAAGCAACAAUUGAAUUUGAAAAAAGUCUUGGGUCAAGAUUGAACGUAAUUGAAACCGAGUAUCGUUUACAAAAACACGAGCUGGAUGCGGAACAGGUGAAUACCAUGAUGCGUGAACUGCAUGAUAAACAGCAAGAAACUUCAGUAAAAAUUGCUGCAGCAAGAAAAGAUGCAAUGGAAACGUAUAAUUCUGUCGUUGAACGCUUGCAAAAUGAAGAUCAAGAACGGCAGACCUCUAUCACAGAAGAAAGCGAGAAUUUUGCGACAGUUUCCGAGGUUGAAAAUAAAAUCAGUGUAGAAGAAACAAAGUUGGGCUUUAUGAACGUCAAUAACUUUGUGAUGGAACAAUAUGACCGUCGAAAGAUUGAAAUAGAGGAACUAGAGGUGAAAAUGAGUAGACUCGAUGAGUCCAUGCUUGUGACACAAGAAAAGAUAGAAGAUAUCAAAAAGUCUUGGCUAGUUAAGUUAGAGGGUGUCAUCGAGUGUAUAACUGAGAGGUUCUCACGAAGCAUGUCUAGUAUGGGAUACGCAGGAGAAGUACGUUUGGGAAAAGCAGAAGAUUUCGAUAAAUGGCGUAUAGAUAUCAUGGUACAAUUUAGAGAAGCAGAAGGACUGCAAAAGCUUACUGGUCAGCGACAAUCUGGAGGUGAACGAUCUGUUUCAACCAUAAUGUAUUUGCUAGCUCUUCAGGGUGUCGCUACUGCACCAUUUCGUAUCGUGGAUGAAAUCAAUCAGGGUAUGGAUCCUCGAAACGAACGUGUCGUUCAUUCCCAUAUUGUGAACUCGACGUGCGAAACCCCAUCAUCUCAAUACUUUUUGGUUACUCCUAAGCUUCUUCCAGACUUGACUUAUCAUCGCAACCUGAAAGUGUUGUGCAUAUGCAAUGGAAGCUGGCUUCCAAAUACGUUUCGAAUGUCUCUUACUUCGUAUUUAGAAAAUUUGAAAAGCGAACUGCUCUUGCCUGCUUCUUGA